Mucor velutinosus is the source of this 891-nucleotide messenger RNA. RefSeq names its product 60S ribosomal protein L15. Gene Ontology annotation, biological process: regulation of transcription by RNA polymerase II. Bases 1 to 891 code for a protein of 296 amino acids. Gene Ontology annotation, cellular component: nucleus. Lineage: Eukaryota; Fungi; Mucoromycota; Mucoromycetes; Mucorales; Mucoraceae. The record is from RefSeq and is a predicted model, not a curated record. Gene Ontology annotation, molecular function: protein dimerization activity; DNA-binding transcription factor activity, RNA polymerase II-specific; RNA polymerase II cis-regulatory region sequence-specific DNA binding. The transcript is spliced from 3 exons.
AUGAACAAUAUCGAAACUGAAUUUGGCUUUGACGAAUAUAUCAUGCCCACUACUUAUUCUACCAUGCCAAAGGUUGAAUCUUACGAUGCUCAACUUUAUCCUUCAGCAUUUGGUUACUAUGAUACCAAUGGUCUUGAUACAUUAAGUCAACCUAUCAUGAUGGCACCUGCACCUUAUGAUAUGUAUCAAACUACCAACUCUGCUUGUCAUGUAACGCUUCCCCCCUCCGCUUCUCCCUCUGCCUCCACUAUCACUCACAUUCAACAUCAACAACAGCAAGGAUCAUCUAGCCCUGAAUCCAUGUCCAGCCGCCUUUCACCUCCUACUGUAUCAACACCUUUAUUAUCACCUCAUCAUCAAGCUACUAUCACUGAAAAGAUUGCCAAUGUCAACAAAUUACCUGAAUCAUUCUUACCCGAGUUUCACCAAUACUCGAAAGAAACUUAUGAGAAUGGAUCAUCCAACAGCAAGAAACGCAGACGCACAAACAAUGGCAGCAAAAAAGAUGUGCCAUCAUCUACCAGUGCCGAUGAAGAUCAACCUCACAACAAUUCAUCUAGCAGCAGUGACCUUGAAGAUGAUGCUGAUGGUGUUUCUGCACAAGAAGUGCGUCGUCAAAUUCACAUUCAAUCUGAACAAAAGCGUCGUGCUCAAAUCAAGGAUGGUUUUGAGGAAUUGCGUCAACAUUUACCUGGUUGUGUUAAUAAGAAGAUGAGCAAAGCUGCUCUGUUACAUCGCACUGUUCAACAUUUGCAACAUUUGAAGAAGAACCAAACUUCCUUGUUGGCCGAAUUAGAACGUAUGAUGAAUGAAAAUGAACAAUUGAGAAAAUUUCAAGAGUCUGUCUUGCAAAAGCAAGCUCUUGAAAGAAUGUAUCAAAUGGGCAUGUAA